This is a messenger RNA of Cornus florida, 765 nucleotides long. Its product is annotated as receptor kinase-like protein Xa21. The coding region runs from base 1 to 765 and encodes 254 amino acids. The transcript has 3 exons. Gene Ontology annotation, biological process: protein phosphorylation. The record is from RefSeq and is a predicted model, not a curated record. Lineage: Eukaryota; Viridiplantae; Streptophyta; Magnoliopsida; Cornales; Cornaceae. Gene Ontology annotation, molecular function: protein kinase activity; ATP binding.
AUGGAACAUAGGUUGUUUUCAUAUCAAGAGCUUUGUAAUGCUACAAAUAACUUCUGUGAAGCAAACUUGAUUGGCGUAGGAGGUUUUGGUGCGGUGUACAAAGGAAUACUUUCUGACGGAACAAAUGUUGCUGUGAAAAUUCUAAACUUGCAACUUGAGGAAGCUUCCAAAAGUUUUGAAGCAGAAUGCAAAGUACUGCGAACUGUUAGGCAUAGGAAUCUUGUUAAGGUCAUAACUUUGGAGUAUCUCCAUCAAGGUCAAUUAGGGCCUGUUGUGUACUGUGAUUUGAAGCCUGGCAAUGUCCUUUUAGAUGAAGACAUGGUUGCGCAUGUGGGUGAUUUUGGCAUUGCAAAGAUAUUAGCUAAAAAUAAGACUGCAACACAAACGGAGACUUUAGGUACAGUUGGCUACAUUGCACCAGAGUACGGUUCAGAAGGAAGAGUGUCCACUAAAGGUGAUAUCUAUAGCUAUGGAAUAAUGUUGUUGGAGACAUUCACUAGAAAAAACCCCAGAAAUGAAAUAUUCAUUGAAGAAUUAAGUCUGAGGCAGUGGGUGAAUGCAUCACUUCCCCAAAAAAUAAUAGAAGUCAUUGAUAGAGGUUUGUUGACAGUAGGAGGAGUUGAAAUGAGUUCCACACAAGGCAUUUUUGUAUCGAUUAUUGAACUAGGGUUGGAGUGUUCUAGAGAACUACCCGAAGAAAGGAAUGACAUAAAAGAAGUGGUGGCUAAACUGGAUAAGAUCAAAUUGCAACUGCUUUCCAACUAA